GCAUAUUAUGUUCCUUAGUCGCGAAGAGUAACUCAAAUCAUAAACACAGUUCACUUGGUGAAAUAUUUGCAAAACAUUGAAAAAACGGCAUAAUAAUGACUAUUCGUAGUCCUUUUGCCAUCUAAGCUAGAUAAAAUGCAAGUAGUGAAAAUUAGAAAGUAAGAUGUGAUAUUAAAAAUGAAAUAAGCAUAGUUACCCAAUCGGAUAUCGGAAGCGACGUGAUUGGAAAAUUUUCUUAGAUAAAUCUACUUGCAGACAUGAAAAUGGGAUUGACUUCGUCGCCAUUGAGGCGUCGUAAUUGCUUUUUGGCCUUCAUACUCGUUUUGGUACCUUGUACAAUAUUAUUUCUAGUGAUAGGGACAGAUUUUACUGCUGAACAAACGAUGUCACAACGAGUAGCGGAAUUUCAAAUGCGAAUGCAGUAUCUCGAAUCGAUGUAUCGCGCUAAGCAGGAGGAUGUGGCUAUUCUAUCACAAUACUUUGGAUUCACGAAUCAAAACGGAGAAACAUCGAAUAUGACGAUAAAUUUAAACCUGUUAGAUGGCCUAAGCGCUGAUUCGCGAUCAAUGAUUCGGAACGUAACCGCCUCAGCCAAGUUGCCUGCAAAUUUAAAACUACCCACGGCCUUUCAUUUUUUACCACAUUUGCUUGACGAUCCGGCUUCCUUGAGACCGGGAUAUCUGCAGACAAAGAACAGACAGGGUGUGUCGAUGGUUCUUGGUAUACCGACAGUUAAACGCGAUAAACAAUCAUAUUUGCUAGAAACAGUAGACAAUCUGAUAGCUAACAUGGAUGAGGACGAACAGAACGAUACGAUGAUCGUGAUAUUUAUCGGCGAGUCGGACUUCGAUUACGUCUCGCAGGUGGCAAACAGUAUCAAUGCUAGAUUUCCAACGUUCAUUGAAAGUGGUUUCAUCGAAAUUAUAUCGCCAGCGGCCAGUUAUUAUCCCGAUAUGGCCAAACUGAGGCUUACGUUGAACGACUCGGCCGAACGGGUGAAAUGGCGAUCCAAACAGAAUCUGGAUUUUGCUUAUCUAAUGGCGUACGCCCAACCGAAAGGUGCUUUCUACGUCCAGCUGGAGGACGAUAUACUCACGAAAAAGGGAUUUAUAACAAUAAUGAAAAAUUUUGCCUUAGAGAAAACGGCGAAGAAGGAGCAAAGCCAAUGGUUCGUUUUGGACUUUUGCCAGUUAGGAUUUAUAGGUAAAAUGUUCAAAUCGGCGGAUCUUCCAUGGCUCAUCACAUUUUUUCAAAUGUUUUUCAAUGAUAAACCGGUCGAUUGGUUACUGUCUAAUUUAAUAUAUACAAAGGUUUGCAGUAUAGAAAAAGACGGGAAAAUUUGCAAACAAGAAAUGACCAAACUAUGGAUUCAUUAUAAGCCGUCACUGUUCCAGCAUAUAGGAACUACAUCCUCCCUGAAAGGUAAGGUUCAAAAACUAAAAGACAAGCAGUUCGGAAAGAUACCAACGUUUUACCCACAUAAUAAUCCUCCGGCUGUUGUGAAAACGGGCAUUCAGCAUUACAAAACAUACACAAUUCAGAAAGCCUACACGGGAGAGAGCUUCUUCUGGGGCCUAAUGCCACAACCUGGUGAUCUAAUCGAAUUCAAAUUCAAGGAUCCAGUUGCUUUAAAAAGGUAUCUUUUCCGAAGUGGCAACUACGAACAGCCAUCAGAUAGAUUUUAUAAUACAACAGUAGAGGUUCUACCGGUCAAUUUGUCUGAAGAUUCGCCAGUGUGGAGCACAUUUAAUACAACCAACGAUGGCUAUCUUGUCAUCGGUGCGUUCAAUGAUUUUGGGAUCGCCGAAGGGGUAAUAGAUCCCAAAAUCGGUGAACUGAAAGAGCUGCGUCUUCAUGUCUACAGCGAUAGCCAAAAUUGGGUUAUAUUGCGAGAGAUAUUAUUGCAAGACGUAACGGCUCGGUGACGAAAGCGUUACCGUAUUCUAGUCCACCCCAGUAGCGUUAAACUAGAAAGUAAUCGAGGUACAGCAAAGCGGAAUCAAAAGAGUCUGAAGAAACUUCAACAAGAUAUAUCAUCGCAUCAGUUACAAAGAACUAAGGUAUAAUGAGAUUGGUGAGAGCAACUGAGAAAUGCAUUAGGGUAGAUAUAACUUUUGUAAUGUAAAGGACACAGUAACAUGCUACAAUAAAGUUACCAUGAUUGUUAAGCGGUAAACAAAAAUUAUAUUAGCAAGCUACUGCACAAAUAUAGGCAAACAUGUGUCAUUAAGCAUAAAUGUCAAGUUCCAAGCAGAAUAGUAUAAGUACUGGACAAAAGUGUAUUACUGUGAAUGUUAUUGUUAUUGCAGCAAACAUUGCGAUCUAUGUUACACAUACCCAAUGUAAUGGAUUUCUCAUGAAAUUCAUCAAUUAACAUAGUUUGUAACAUUGCGCAAAUGCUUAUUUAUUAUAUUGUCCAUGUGAAGCUGUUAGUAAUUAUUUUGUCCAUAUAUACACUCACGAAGAUAUGUGCAACAUUGCGGUGAUUGAAAUAUUCCUAAAUUAUUAAUGUAAAUUUUCUAGGUUUGUAAUAACAUUGGCCAUCAACUUUCGAUUAAAUAA
This is a messenger RNA of Aedes albopictus (Asian tiger mosquito), 2562 nucleotides long. RefSeq names its product alpha-1,3-mannosyl-glycoprotein 4-beta-N-acetylglucosaminyltransferase A (gene Mgat4a). Gene Ontology annotation, biological process: protein N-linked glycosylation. Lineage: Eukaryota; Metazoa; Arthropoda; Insecta; Diptera; Culicidae. Gene Ontology annotation, molecular function: acetylglucosaminyltransferase activity. The record is from RefSeq and is a predicted model, not a curated record. Bases 258 to 1925 code for a protein of 555 amino acids. The transcript has 8 exons. Gene Ontology annotation, cellular component: endoplasmic reticulum; endoplasmic reticulum-Golgi intermediate compartment; Golgi stack.